Messenger RNA from Phymastichus coffea, 1372 nucleotides. RefSeq names its product nuclear receptor 2C2-associated protein-like. Gene Ontology annotation, biological process: mitochondrial fission. Lineage: Eukaryota; Metazoa; Arthropoda; Insecta; Hymenoptera; Eulophidae. Bases 689 to 1222 code for a protein of 177 amino acids. The record is from RefSeq and is a predicted model, not a curated record. Gene Ontology annotation, cellular component: mitochondrion. The transcript has 3 exons.
UGGUUGGAAAAUUUUUUUUACAACUUUGUCUUGUAAAUUGAAACAAAUUACAAAUACUAGAUUAUGUAAAUACACACAAGUAUGGAUGUUUCACGCAUUGUUCUUAAAUAUUGAGUUACUUAAAUGUAUAAUUUUGAAAUUUUUAUGCAAUCCAGACAUAAUGAAUUUAACAUAAAAACAUUGUAAAUAUAUAUAUUGCUGUGUGUUGCUUAAUUGUUAAGCAAAGAACAAUUGCACUGCUAAGCAGUUUGCUACUUUUUUAGUUUGGUUGGUUUUUUUAAAUUUUUAGUUUUUUUGACAGAUUGUUACUGAUAUGAUAUACUGUAACCUGUUUUGAAUUUAACAAAUAAAGCUACUAUUCUUGUUCCUCUUUAUAAUAAAUAUGAAUUUAAUAGUUGGAAAAAUGAUAAUUCAUGUCAAUAAAAUAUUGUUACAUUGAUAAUAACAAUAGUUACAAUGUUAUACAUACUUUUUAAAUUCAAUUGUAUCAUCUUUUGUAAUGUCUAGUUCGUGGUUGAAACCAUAAUUGUCAUGGGAAUUGUUUGGUGAUGUAUUGAUGUCACGAUACCUAUACUCAUAGUGUAUAGUGACCUCAUUAGUUGCUCCAUUGUAUGUGCAAAAACUCAAACAUUAAAUAUUAAAUCACACGUGGAUCGAAAUCGAACACUGAACGUAGUGACGUGAUUUUAUGAUACGCACUAAGUAUUUGAAAAUAAAUAUCGACAUGAUGACUGACGUUAAACAACCUGAAAUCGAUAUUUUUCGAGAUACGUACAUAAGAUAUCUAGGCUAUACUAAUGAAGUUGGAGAAGCAUUUCGAAGUAUUGUUCCUAAAUCUGUAGUGUGGUCAAGUUAUGUUGCUGCAUGUGGAUAUGUCUUUGCGGAUACGAUUCAUAAAGGGAUACAUGUCUAUAAUGAAGAUAAUUCAUCUAACAAAAUAAAACAAUUGCUGCUUUCAACUUCUGACACCUUAUUGUGGCAAGGGUUUGCAAGUGUCAUUAUUCCAGGAAUAACAAUCAAUAGAUUGUGCGCUACUGUUAGAUAUAUACAAAAAAAAUCUAACAAAGCUAUGUUACGAAGUCCUUGGAUCUCGACUAUGAUAGGACUUGCUUCGAUACCUUUAAUAAUUCAUCCAAUAGAUUUGCUUGUUGAAAAUUCAAUGAAUAGAACUUAUCGAAAGUGGACAGGUUACAAACCUUCUGAACCUCUAAAGUCUACUUAGUGAAAAAUUAUACACCAAAGUGAUCAAAUAAUAGUAUUUUAAUUUGUAAAUAUUCUAUUUUAUAUUCACACAUAAAAAUGUAAAUAAAUUAAAUAGAUUAAAUUAUCAGAUUCUUUAUGAUCCAUUUUGAAUUUUGAAUUAAGGCAUAAA